Molecule: messenger RNA, 1174 nt
Organism: Arachis duranensis
Lineage: Eukaryota; Viridiplantae; Streptophyta; Magnoliopsida; Fabales; Fabaceae
Exons: 4
Coding region: 119-1162 (347 amino acids)
Source: RefSeq, a predicted model, not a curated record
UCAGAGUUCAGACUGAUUCUGAUUCCAGAAAACUUUUCUUAUCACUUCUCGCGUCUCAUCUCUUUAGGAUGCAAUCUUCUUCCCUUCGAAUCAAUCUUUGUUGCUUUCUUUUGAAUUUAUGAUCCACCCUUCAUCCUCUCACACCAACGACUCCGUUCUUAUACCCAUACUCAUGGGAACUGUGUGUCUCAAGUGUGGCGACGAAGGUUUUCCAGAGACGUUGGUUUUUUGCAAAGAGUGUCAGGCUUGUGCUUUGCAUAGAUACUGUUUAAAUGGUCCUGUGGUGUUUUGGGAGGAAGUUAUAUGGUUUUGUGAGGAUUGUGAAGUAAAGCUCGUGAAGCCAUCUUCUUUUGACAUACGUGUUUCAGCCUCACCUGAAAAUAGUGACUCCAUAAGCUUAGAAAAUGAUGUGAACAAAGCCACAAAAAAGCUUCGGAAUUGCAUAAAUAGAGUGAAGAAAAGCAAUCAACAGGCUCAUAAUAUUAUUGAAGAACGGAAGCUAAAUAAAAGAAAAAUUGGCAAUCAACUGGCACAUAAGACGGUUGAAGAGAAGCAUGAUAAAAGACAAAUCAACAAUCAACGGCAACAAAAGAUAAUUGAAGAAGAGAAGCUGAAGAAAAGAAAAGUUAUCAGUCAACAAAAACAAGAUAUGAUUGAAGAAGAGAAGCUGAAGAAAGGGAAAGUUAUCAGUCAACAAAAACAAGAUAUGAUUGAAGAAGAGAAGCUGAAGAAAGGAAAAGUUAUCAGUCAACAAAAACAAGAUAUGAUUGAAGAAGAGAAGCAGAUGAAAAGGAAAGCUAUUCCUAACUCAUUUGCUAAAACUAAGGCCUUGUUAUCUGAUAAUCACAAAAUGCCUUUGCCUGCACAGCCUAUUGCUAAGCCGAUAUGGAGGGGAAGUCUUAACUUCCGCAAUGAAGCUGGUGGUGUUGUAACUGAACUUCUGGCCCAUAUGUCCAGUUUAGCGUGCUCCAAAGUUGAGGAGGAGACGCAGCUUUUGCCGAAGGUGCUUCAUGCGGAUUUGCUUCCCAGAUCUGUGGUGUGGCCUAAAAGUUUCAAGUAUGAGGGGCCAACUGAUAUGAGCAUUGCUCUCUAUUUCUUUCCUCAGAGUCAAAGGUUAUUUCUUAGGCAAUACUAUAGUGAUGCUACCGAGAUCUUCCAUUAAAAUGAUAUAUCU